UUUUAACCCUUCCCUCAUCUGAGAGUCCAUUUUACUGUUUCCCUUCCUGACCCUGAGCAUUUGCAUUCAUGGGUGUAUCAAGCAAUGGCCUCUUUGAACUGCCAACCUACGCAGAUUCAAUGGAAAUGGGCUACGGGAAGUCUCCUGUUGGAGGGUCAUGGUUUCGCUUCUUAAAGGAAUCAUUACGGAUAAUUCUCGAAAACCAAGAUUCCAGACAGAUCUUUUACUUCUUGUUGUUGAAUCUGUCUUACAUGUUCGUUCAACUUGUAUACGGCUCCAUCACAAACAGCUUGGGUCUCAUUUCAGACGCUAUCCAUAUGUUCUUUGACUGCCUUGCCCUAGGAGUUGGCUUGUUCGCAUCCGUCAUGGCAAAGUGGCCACCGAAUACCAAGUAUUCCUAUGGGUACAAUCGGGUAGAGACGUUGAGUGGAUUCGCAAAUGGCGUGUUUCUGGUCUUGAUCUCUAUUAGCAUUGUCUCGGAGGCUAUCCAACGACUUUUGGAUCCUCCGGAGAUGAAUACCCAUAGGCUGUUGUUAGUCAGUUUUGUUGGCCUGCUUGUCAACCUUGUAGGAAUAUUUGCCUUCAAUCAUGGACACGCACAUGGACACGACCAUGGACACGACCAUGGACAUAGUCAUGGACACGGGCACGAUCACGGACAUGGCCAUAAUGCUAACAUGGAGGGUGUUUUUCUGCACAUCUUAGCCGAUACUUUAGGCUCCGUCGGUGUUAUCAUUUCGACCCUUUUGAUCAAAUGGUUUGGCUGGACUGGAUUCGACCCAAUUGCCUCUAUCUUCAUUGCUGUUCUUAUUUUCUUGUCCGUCAUUCCGCUGAUCAAGAAUUCCGCUGCGGUGUUGUUACUGCAAGUAGAUGAUCAUACUGCUGGUACGGUUGAGGCGGCGGUCGAGAAUUUGAAAACCAUCCAAGGUGUACGAUCCACAUCACUACCCCGGUUUUGGCCAAAUGAACCGGGAAGUUUGAUUGGAACCAUUCAUAUUCAGGUAUCUGACGAUACCGAUAUGCAGGAAGUCCGACAGCUGGCCAUAGAAUUGUUGAUGAGCAAGAUUGAAGGUCUGAAAGAACUCUGUGUACAGGUGGAGAGGGAUGGCGCAUUGGAGCGAGCGGAAAUGGAAUCCAAGUCGGGUGGAUUUGCUGGUGGGUUUGCUGGAGGUAUGAAUGCUGGAUUCUUCAACCCUGUUGCGACCAACUUCGGUCCACGCCGUGUCGGCACGCCUAAUCUUGACCUAGCCCCUCCGUCCAACGUCGCCGCUGCGUCUGGUCGACAAACACCUGUCAUCAGCUUUGUACAAGCAAUGAAAGGUCCUGGAAAGAACGAUAAAACUCUCUGAUCAAAACAAUGUGCAACUUGCAUAUAGAUAAUACCGUAAACCUAACACUGAGAGUUGGUAAAAAAAAAACGAUGUCAAAUCUCCCCAUGCUGUACUUUAUUCUCGUUCAA
This is a messenger RNA of Umbelopsis ramanniana AG, 1459 nucleotides long. RefSeq lists its product as uncharacterized. Gene Ontology annotation, biological process: intracellular zinc ion homeostasis; transmembrane transport; zinc ion transport. The record is from RefSeq and is a predicted model, not a curated record. The coding region runs from base 69 to 1349 and encodes 426 amino acids. Gene Ontology annotation, cellular component: membrane; Golgi apparatus. Gene Ontology annotation, molecular function: zinc ion transmembrane transporter activity. The transcript has 4 exons. Lineage: Eukaryota; Fungi; Mucoromycota; Umbelopsidomycetes; Umbelopsidales; Umbelopsidaceae.